AUGACGAAGGACAGUGGCAUUUCGCUGUGGACUCGUAUCGGGGAGGUUGUAGACUGGAAUUUAACCAAGAAAUACAGCCCUAAACGAGGCAGCAAAGAAGAGCAGGAAUGCAGGUUCUCCAAUCACCAGGCCUUUCUGGACAUCCUGAAUGAGAUGAACGACUAUGCGGGCCAGAGGGAGCUGAUCGCUGAGAACAUGAUGAUCAAUAUCUGCAUCGAACUCACAAAGUACCUGCAGGAGCUCAAACAGGAGCGCAAGAUGCAUCUGUCAGAAGCCAAGAAAGCACAACAGUCUCUGGAGAGCACCUACAAGCAGCUUGACAAUAGUAAAAAGCGAUUUGAGAGGGAGUGGAGAGAAGCAGAGAAGGCUGCUCAAUGUGCAGAGAAAACAGAUCAGGACCUCAAUGCCACCAAAGCCGAUGUGGAAAAGGCCAAACAGCAGGCGCAUAUGCGAACGCACAUAGCAGAGGAGUGUAAAAACGACUACGCUUCACAACUUCAGAAGUACAACAAAGAACAGAAUCAGUUCUACUUCACGGACAUGCCUCUUGUUUUCAAUAGGCUGCAGGACAUGGAUGAACGGCGUAUCAAAAAGUUGGCGCAGGGUUACAUCCUGUUUGCAGACACGGAGCGUCACGUCAUGCCCAUCAUUGGGAAGUGUCUGGAGGGAAUGACCAGAGCUGGCACGAAUGUCAACGAGAGGAAUGACUCUGUGGUUCUUAUAGAGCAACACAAGUCUGGCUUCGAGAGACCAGGAGAUGUGGAGUUUGAGGAUUACAGUCAGGGCAUCAACCGGGCCUCCUCGGACAGCAGCCUGGGCACUCCUAAAGGUCCUCUAGAGUUGCUCGGCAAGAACAAGAAUAAAACAUUCCGGUUGUUCAAUAAGAAGAGCAAGCCUGUGGACACAGAGGGCUUCACCCAUCUUCCUCCUGAGCAGCGCAGGAAACGCUUGCAGCUGAAGAUCGAUGACAUCAGCAAGGAGCUGCAGAAGGAAAUGGAUCAGAGUGAGGCUCUGGGUAAAAUGAAAGAUGUCUAUGAAAAGAACCCUCAGACGGGAGAUCCUGCCAGUUUGGCACCUCAGAUCACUCAGACGGCACAAAACAUGGAAAGACUGAGAGGAGAACUCAGCAAAUAUGAGUCCUGGCUCGCAGAAGCAGGGGGCCGAGGAGACUCUAUACGAUACUCGACACACUCUCUGAACAAUAACGGUGCUCAUAACCCCAGCAGUCCUGGAACUAUCUCAGAUGACACCGACUCUUCCCAGGCCAUCUACACUGAAUUUGAUGACGACUUUGAGGAAGAGGAACUCGCUGCACCUAUUGGUCAAUGCACAGCACUCUACAAUUUCCCAGGCUCCAGUGAGGGAACCAUCUCCAUGCAGGAAGGGGAGGUGCUGUCUGUAGUGGAGGAGGAUAAGGGAGACGGAUGGACACGAGUGCGCCGGAACAACGGGGACGAGGGCUAUAUCCCAACUUCUUAUGCUACCAUCACUCUUACUAAAUCAGUCUAUCAGCAGAGCUGCGAUAUUUUGUCUGACCAUGAUCCACUCAACGUGUCCUUCACUAAGAUCUUCCAUCUGCAACUUGAUGAUGUGAUUCUGCGUCUGGAGCGAAAAGCUCCUGGAACUAUCUCAGAUGACACAGACUCUUCCCAGGCCAUCUACACUGAAUUUGAUGACGACUUUGAGGAAGAGGAACUCGCUGCACCUAUUGGUCAAUGCACAGCACUCUACAAUUUCCCAGGCUCCAGUGAGGGAACCAUCUCCAUGCAGGAAGGGGAGGUGCUGUCUGUAGUGGAGGAGGAUAAGGGAGACGGAUGGACACGAGUGCGCCGGAACAACGGGGACGAGGGCUAUAUCCCAACUUCUUAUGCUACCAUCACUCUUACUAAAUGACCUCAUCCCCUUUCCACCCGCUGCAGCAGUGAUGCACUAUACCAAACACUAUGAGUUGCUUCAGAUUACCACUCAUGUCCCAACAUGGCUUGCUGCUCCUCUCAGAGGGAUAAUUUAAGGGGGAAUCACUGCACAUUGGGCUAAUACACUCCUCCUCUAAGGAUGAAUGAGUAUCUCAGGGUGUGUAUUAUGUGAGUAAAUGAGGUAGAGAAGGUUGGAAUAAUUUUUCUCCUUAUUUUGCAUGAAAAACGAUGCAGCAGGGUGCCAUGUAUAAAUGCAGCUAUUGCUCAACAGACACAUCAGUUCCUGUGGUGACUCUUAUGGUGACUUUUGAUAGCAGUCUAUCAGCAGAGCUGCGAUAUUUUGUCUGACCAUGAUCCACUCAACGUGUCCUUCACUAAGAUCUUCCAUCUGCAACUUGAUGAUGUGAUUCUGCGUCUGGAGCGAAAAGCGUAACUAUCUCCGCUGGCAGAAAUCCAGCAGCGUUUUAACUUGAAGUAUUUGCUUUGAUGAUCUGAGUGGCCAAAAAUUAUGUUUUACAGGAGUAAGUGUUGCAUAUGCUUCCUUAAAUGUGCAGUAACAUGAAUACCACAUCUAUGAGUCAAUAAGACCUAACAUUUUUGUCUAUAGAAAAUACUGAGCUCCAAAGUAAUAUUAAGUAACUCCCUCUUUCUUUCUUUUUUUAAGACUGUUACACAAAUACAUAAGUUGACAUACUCAACAAUAUUAUGACAAUCAAAGUCUCAAUCUGCAGAAAAAG
Sinocyclocheilus rhinocerous is the source of this 2653-nucleotide messenger RNA. Its product is annotated as cdc42-interacting protein 4 homolog. The record is from RefSeq and is a predicted model, not a curated record. Gene Ontology annotation, molecular function: protein binding. Lineage: Eukaryota; Metazoa; Chordata; Actinopteri; Cypriniformes; Cyprinidae. Gene Ontology annotation, biological process: signal transduction. The coding region runs from base 1 to 1893 and encodes 630 amino acids. The transcript is spliced from 16 exons.